AGAAAAGUUUAUAUCCAAGACAAAAGAGUUGACAACAGUGAAAAAAAUGUGGCAUAUAGCAGCAAACGAAAUUUAUAUUCUAAUACUUGGAAUAUUGUUUACUGUAUUUAUUGGAUUUAUCUCCAUUAAACUAUUCCAAGUAAGAUUUCCACAGCUUACAUGUGGUCCUGCCAAAGAAACAUUUAUUGUAUUUGUUGCAAUCAUGUUAACAUUGCUACUUUUACCCACAAUAUGUGUUGUGGAAGAUAUUGUUGGGACUUGGCUGCAUGUGUUUUUACAUCAUUUGUGUACUUCCUUUGUUAUCCUUUUAGUUAUCCUGGGUAUUUGUUUUAGGAAGGAGAUUGCUAAUGGAUUAACAGAAAACAUUUUUAGUACAGAGAAACAAUCAUCUCCAAGUCCAAAGUUCAGCGUAACAAGAAAAAGCCAAUAUGGAAGACAAAUGUCAAGAAGAGGUAGUAAACAGCAUAAUACCAAUAAGAGCUUGUCUCCAAAAAGGGAGAGGAGAGUUUACAUAAAUUAUGAGAUGGAAUUAAAGAAGGGUUACAUUCAGGCAAUAUGUUCAGUGCACAAGGACAUGAAAGAGGAAACCAUCAAAAAGGCUAUGAGAUAUAUGAAUGACAGAGGAAUCUUCACAGCUGAAAGGAGAAAGGCCGAAGUAGUAUUGAAGAAUAUAGAACACAUAAAAAAUUUAGAGGGAUGGGCCAUAAACUUUGGCAUGGAAAGAGUUCCAGGCAUGGAGUUUCCAAAAGAAUUGACAAAGAAACAGAUGGAAGAUGUGUUAUUGAAAAUGAACUUAUGGAAACCUCUAGAUAUCAAAGUCGUCCUUCAACAGAAUUUCAGCAAAUACGGUUUCUACCCUAUACCAACAGAGUUCCAUAGUAUUUAUGAAGAAAAGAAAGGUAAUAUAGCUGAACUGAUGAAGACCAGAAAGAGGCAUAGAAAAGAAAGCAGUAUUUUGAGAUCUAAGAACAAUGAUUUGCAACAAGAAAAUGUUGCCAUAAAGCAAAACACCAUUUCCAAGGCAACACAUCAGCAACUGUUGGGAGAAUUACAAGCUAAAUUAGACUAUUUUCAACAAAGACUUAACUGUAAAAUUUGCUUUGAAAAAGAACUAGAAGUGAAGGUUCUUCCUUGUCAGCAUGUCUUUAGUUGCAGGGAAUGUUUUAAAAGGACUACUAAAACAAGUUGUUUUAUUUGUGAGGGUUUAAUUCAGAACACUGAAGUAUUUUGUUUUUCUUAAGACAAUCGAUACAUGCAUUUUUAUGAUAUGUAAAAUUUUACCAAAAAAUGACAAAUGGAGGCCAGUGUUUUAGUAGAAUAUAUUACCCGAGUUGUAUUCAAUAAUUCACAAAACUUGCGUUACUAUGAAGCAGAACACAGAGAUGGGUAAAAUAUUUCUUUUCUUUUUGUGAUUUUGAUACUGCUGAUUUUUAUUUUAAAUUUGUAUUUAUAAAAUAGUGACCAUCAGUAUUCAUAUGUCAGUCAUAGUACCCCAUAGAAUUUUUUUUUUUUUAAGUUUUUUUACUAGUUGCAUGUAAUAUAAAGUCAUCAACUCCCUAUAGGUGAAAAUAACAGGAGAUAAUAAACUUGCCCAACUUCCUGAUCAUAAUCUUUCUUACUUUUGAUCACAUAACAGGUCAUUGACAAAGCGUCAUUUAAGAAGAUAAUGUGUACAAGGGGGAACAUACAGGCUGAUAUCCAGUUGAAAUUAAACAAAAGAAAUGAAACUCUUUAUUGAAGAAGGUAAAAAAAGGCCAAGUUGGUAUACUAGUAUUUGAAUUGUUUACAUCUGUUUCUAUGGGCUUUAAAAGUCUAAUGUAGGUGUAUAAUUUAGGAUUUCAUGUAUAUACAUGUUUUUACUUACCGGUAAAUUAUAGUAUGGAGCUUCGAGAUAUUUAUUGACUUUUAAAUUAAAGAAUAAUGUUCACAAAACAGUAGAUUGUGGUAGGUGUAAAUACAUGUGGAUCUUUUUUGUGCAUAAUCAUGAAUUCCUCUGAAAAAAAUUCCACAGAAAGAUAAAAGAUUGAUCUUUUUAAAGCAUUCAUUUGCAUCUCUGCCCCCGGUGACAGUUUUUUGAGAAAAAUCCUUAAAAUGGGCAAUAAUUUCAUCGAAAAAGACAAAUUCAGGUACACCUUUUUAUGUUCUGCCAUGUUUUAGGUGACAAUUUUGUCUUGAAAAUGUAUAAAGCAAAAAUAUUUGAUGUAUCAUCUUGCUUCAGAUUCUAUUAUUUUUAUAUAUUUAGGCUACAGGUUGAUAUAAUAACAUUAAAAAAUGAAAUAUAUGGAUCAAGGGAAAUACCUUUCUAAUGAGUCAUUACAACACGGUGUGUUUGAAUCACAAAUUUUUAUUGAAAACCCUUGAUGACAGACUUUACAAGUGGAUCUUAAAAAUGCAGAACUUCGAAAAAAUUCCAUUUUUUGUGUGUAUUAUCAAGGGUAAUUCCUCUUCAGCCUCUCAAAAUUUUUAGUCUGCCCUUUCAUGAUUUUUAAUUAGAAUUUAUUUUGUGUUGUUGAACUUUCGAAAAUUCACUCUGACAACCUAUCAGACAUUACUUUUAAGUUGACUAAAGACCUAAAAGUACAUUUAACAAUGCUUAAUAGCUAGUAGAUACAUUUGUCUCUUAAAGUUCAACUAUAUAAGGAUUGUAAUGGUGCUAUGUGGAUAAAUUUAUCGGUUUUCAAGAUCUGAAUUGACAGCGUGUCAUCCCUACAAUUGCUUCCAUUUUUACGAUUGAAAAAAUUAGUUGGCGUAAUGGGGAGAUAAUUUGACGAAGUAGAAUCCUGACUGCAUAUAGAUGGUUAAUAAGCUACAUUUAAGGAUAAUUUUGGUGCAAAAUAUUAAAGAUGAGUAUAUAGGAAACAAUAAAAAGACUAAUCAUAGUGUGUCAUUAGUUUACUUACGUAUAUAAGAAAAGGAUAUUUUGUAAACAUUGCUUAACACAUCUUAAACCUUUAUGAACCAUUCAACUGUAAAUCAAAAUACAUAUUUAUACCAAAACAAAUAUUUCUAGCAUUUAAAAACCGUACCAAACUGAUGCAUAUUUUUUUCAAAAGGCGAAAAAAUUACUUCCCAUUUUGGCUAUACAUCUUGUUGUAUUUGAGCAAUUUAAGUCGUUAUUAAAACUAGAAAAGAAAAUAAACAAUUUUUGUCUGACCUGCGAUGAAAGUAGCAGAAUCCGAGACACAGGGAUAACAAUCUGGAGGUGGCAUAAACUAUUUGUGUAAAGCUUUAUAUUUCAGAAGGUAGAAGACCUGGAUGCUUCAUACCUUAUAAUAAACUCAGAGCAAGGGAAAAAGUGCUUUUAUCCCUGUUCUUGGAUCUCAAAGUCACACAGCGGUUAGAAAAAUAUUGUCAUCCUUGGACUUCUACAGGCAGACAGUAAAACCCUUGCUAAAGUGUGGGCUGUUAAGU
This is a messenger RNA of Mytilus californianus (California mussel), 3411 nucleotides long. RefSeq lists its product as uncharacterized. Lineage: Eukaryota; Metazoa; Mollusca; Bivalvia; Mytilida; Mytilidae. The transcript has 4 exons. The record is from RefSeq and is a predicted model, not a curated record. Bases 47 to 1240 code for a protein of 397 amino acids.